GUUUGGAUAUAGAAGUUAAAAUUCCAGUCCAGGUUUGUUGGAUAAGUUGAAGUGUAAACAUGACACUAGGCAACAAAUCCAUCCUGAACUUGAAAUUACAUGUACAGUGACGUCAUAUCACUGAAUUAUGUAUUACUGAGCACUGCUAAAGGCUUUACAUUGAUUUUUUCAUUUAUCUGAGAAAACAAUUACCCCUGACAAAGAGAUCUCAAAAAACCUUGAAGAAUUGUGUUCAGGUAUACACUGUCCACGGGACGUUUAUACUGAAAGUGAAGCUUGUCUGUGACAGAGGCAUUGUCUGAUGUCAGGAGGACAAACACAGCAUUGUCGGAGUGUAUACACAGAGCUGUCUCUAAAGUUUUGUUUCUCGGGACAGGAAAAGACUUUCUCUGGUGUGGAAUCACCUGUGGGAAUCAUUUUGUUUUACAUUGGAUAUAAACGGUGCUUAAGUAACCUUUGCUAUUUAUAAAUUCUACAAGAUAUCGACUGCAAUCAAUGCAGUCAUCAAGGCAUUGCUGAUACCUGUCCUGCACAUUUUUAAACAAGUAAUUACUUUGGAGUAAAAUAAAAUAUUGUAAAAAUGGUGGAUGUUUUUCGAGGAAUGGCAGACAGUCCAGACAUAGACCCAAUGGAUGCUGUGAAGAUGAACCAGCUCCAGAACUUGAUACAUGAUGCUCUGAUCUCCACCAAUAAUGUCCAGCACUGUGCCAUCGUCAGGAGGAAGGACUGUAAUGUCCGUGCCAGUUCUGUGGGUUUCAAUCUGUAUCCGGACCAGGUACAGAUGUUACUGGAUGCCUUUAAGAACCCGCCUCAGACACGGGAGGAAGGAGUAUACUUCGAUGACGGACAGUACAAAUGUGUUAGGGCAGAUAAAAACUCUAUUUAUGGGAAAUGUGAAAAGAAGGGAUUGAUACUGGUGAAGACACUGUCAAUGCUUGUGGUGGCAACUUACACAGAGAGCAUGUACCCCAGUGUGUGUGUGGAGGCAGUAGAAAAACUCGCUGAUUACUUCAAAGAAAAAGGGAAAUAGUGUUCACCAGAUGAAGUUUGACUGCUGUCCUUUUGGAUGAUAGAUUGAAGCCAAUGAAAUUCUUCACACUGCCAAACUGCAUCUGUGAUGUGCUCUGACAAACAUUGCUACCGAUACACCUGGGUAACUAGGGUGUAGAAUCUCAGACCUGGUGGAGAACAUGCAUGUCAGACUCGUUUAUAUAUGCCAUCCAACUGGACUGUAAUUUUCUAAAUACAUGUUUGAGCAAUUACACUUGCCUAUGGUAAAUGAAUUGAACUGAAAAUGUUUCCUGCAUAUGUAAGUUUUAUUUUCUCUCCAGUUUUGGUAAGGUUCUGUGAGUUUCCAAGUAAAAAAUGCAGUGAACUUUUCUGUCAAUCAAUGUAUAUGGACAGGUAUACGUAUUCAAGGUUACAUUAUUUGGUCAUUUUUUUUCUACUGAAGUACAAAUGCAAAACACAGUCUAUCAGUAGAUUUCUAAUUGUACAUAAGGCAAUACUACCAGCAUGCAUUGUAUCUUGCCUCUGUGACUAAAGUAUAAGUAUUACUUUUACAACUUCAAAGUUAUAUGAAAGAAAGAACUUGUACAUGCAUAAGUUAAAUUGGAACCAAAUAUUGAUUAGGUGUCUCAGUUGAUGUUAAUGCCUGUUUCAAACAGUGUAAAUUGUAGGAUGAAGUAUAUUAUGGAGGUAGAAUGUGUGUUAUGGAUGAGAUUGAGUGAAACAAUCAACUUUGUCAAAAUUGAUAUAUUUUUAUUCCAUAUAUAAUUGAUAUUUUCUAUAUUUUACAUAAUUAGAAUGAUUAGUUUCAUGUUACUGUAUAUUAAAAAUUUGAAUUGUUCCAGUCAUAUAAAUAUAUUUUAAACAUAAAACUUUGGUAAGGUAGUUAUGUUUAAGUACACUGUCUUAUGAUUUAUCUCCCGUUAUAUGGUUGAUAUUUAACUGAUAUAAUACAGAUACUGGUUACUGGUAUCAGUUGUAAGACCUCUUUGUUCAUCUGGACCAACACUGUUUCUCUUAAAUUUUUGAAGAAUGGAUAUUUGCACAACAGGACUAUUUUUAAUUUAUUUAUUUUUUUGUUAUUUUUAAAUAUUACUGAUAUUUACAUUCAGAACCCAGUGUC
This is a messenger RNA of Mizuhopecten yessoensis (Yesso scallop), 2131 nucleotides long. Its product is annotated as profilin-4-like. The record is from RefSeq and is a predicted model, not a curated record. NCBI's taxonomy places the organism in Eukaryota, Metazoa, Mollusca, Bivalvia, Pectinida, Pectinidae. The transcript has 5 exons. Gene Ontology annotation, cellular component: cell cortex. Gene Ontology annotation, molecular function: actin monomer binding. Bases 581 to 1030 code for a protein of 149 amino acids.